UCUAGUUAUAAUUAUUCCAACAAAAUGAAAGCCACUUUGUGUGUACUCUCGGUAGUUUCGCUGUGCCUCGCUUUUGCGUCCAGUGCGGUAGUUGAGGAUGGGGACUUCGCCCAACCCGCCAUCUUCAAGACGUAUUAUUCGUCCUGCAAGGCUCUGAACCCCAAAAAAAGUGGUGUCCAAACGAUAAAAAUAGGAAAAGACAAGGUUGAUGUCUUCUGUGACUCCACGAUUGCCGGAAAGGGCUGGCAGGUCAUCCAACGGCGGGUCAGUUCCGAGGAGAACUUCUUCCGGAAUUGGACCACCUAUGAGUCGGGAUUCGGUGACCUCAAGGGCAACUACUUCCUGGGCCUCAGCUUGCUGAACAGGCUUACCACCCAAGAGCCCCAGGAACUUUACAUUCAAAUGGUGGACUUCAAUGGCACCGCCCAGUACGCACAAUACAGUCUAUUCACUGUGGCCGACAAGUACAGUAAUUACACGCUAAUCCAACUGGGCUCCUACAAUGGAACUGCUGGGGAGAGUCUCAGCUAUCAUUUGGGAAUGCCUUUCAGUACCUUUGACAAGGAUAACGAUCGUAGUAACAUUAAUUGUGCCGCCAAAUAUUUUGGGGCCUGGUGGUACAACGACUGCAUGGCCAGUAAUCUGAAUGGCGCCUAUUUGAAUGGCGAUUUCGUGGACCCUGAACUCUAUGGAAAGGGCAUUUCCUGGGGCAUGGGCAAGGGCUUCUCCUACAGCUACAAAACUGUGACUAUGAUGGUGCGAUCCAAGCUCUAAACUAAUAGAGAAAUUAUUUAAAAUAUUAAGUAAUUUAUUGAAUAAAUCUUAAAUGAGAACUUCAUAUCAGUA
Messenger RNA from Drosophila ananassae, 846 nucleotides. RefSeq names its product ficolin-1. The record is from RefSeq and is a predicted model, not a curated record. The transcript has 2 exons. NCBI's taxonomy places the organism in Eukaryota, Metazoa, Arthropoda, Insecta, Diptera, Drosophilidae. The coding region runs from base 25 to 774 and encodes 249 amino acids.